This is a messenger RNA of Amaranthus tricolor (Joseph's coat), 4454 nucleotides long. Its product is annotated as xanthine dehydrogenase 1-like. Bases 1 to 4062 code for a protein of 1353 amino acids. Lineage: Eukaryota; Viridiplantae; Streptophyta; Magnoliopsida; Caryophyllales; Amaranthaceae. The record is from RefSeq and is a predicted model, not a curated record. The transcript is spliced from 13 exons. Gene Ontology annotation, molecular function: iron ion binding; 2 iron, 2 sulfur cluster binding; FAD binding.
AUGGGGUGUUUGCGUGAUGACGAAGAAAAUGGAGCACUAAAAGAGAAGGAACCAAAUGAAGCUAUAGUUUAUGUUAAUGGUGAAAGAAAAGUAUUCUCUAAUGGUUUGGCUCAUUUGACACUUCUUGAGUACCUUAGAGGUCAGGGUCUUACCGGAACAAAAUUAGGCUGCGGCGAAGGAGGUUGUGGUGCUUGUACUGUCAUGGUCUCUUACUUUGAUUGGCAGCGCCAGAUAUGUGUGCACCAUGCAGUUAACGCAUGCUUGGCUCCUGUAUACUCUGUUGAAGGAAUGCAUGUAAUCACCGUAGAGGGUAUUGGAAAACGUAAACUUGGCCUGCAUCCUGUGCAGCAAUCUCUAGCAAGUGCACAUGGCUCACAGUGUGGAUUUUGUACUCCUGGAUUUGUCAUGUCCAUGUAUUCUUUAUUAAGAUCUCGCCAGGAUCCUCCAACUGAACAGGAAAUUGAAGAAAGUCUAGCCGGGAACUUAUGUCGUUGCACGGGUUAUAGGCCAAUUAUUGAUGCAUUCAGAGUUUUUGCUAAAACUGAUGAUAAGAUAUACACUACCAAUAACAUAUCAAGCUGUCAAGGCAAUGAGUUUAUUUGCCCAUCAACUGGUAAACCCUGCUCGUGUGGACAAAAUUCCGACGGCAAUGCUGAAAAUGGAAAAGAAACUGAAGCUUGCAAUGAUAAGGAGCUUAUUUUUCCCCCUGAGCUAUUGCUUCGGAGACCUUCGUUUUUCAGUUUGACAGGUUCAGAUGGACUUAAGUGGUACCGACCUUUGUCGCUUCAACACGUUCUUGAGUUAAAAGCCAAACAUCCUGAUGCCAAGUUGGUCACUGGCAACACCGAGAUUGGAAUUGAAAUGAGGCUGAAGAGAAUGCAAUAUAAAAUUCUCGUCUCAGUUGCGCAAGUCACAGAGUUAAAUAUUUUAAAUGUGAAAGAUGAUGGAUUGGAGAUCGGAGCUGCUGUGCGGCUUUCCGAGCUUUUGAGUGUCCUAAGAAGAGUUUCUCGAGAACGUGCUGCUCAUGAAACAUCGUCAUGUAAUGCACUUAUCGAGCAACUAAAAUGGUUCGCAGGAACCCAGAUUAGAAAUAUUGCAUCGGUGGGUGGGAAUAUAUGUACGGCGAGUCCAAUAUCAGAUUUAAAUCCUCUUUGGAUGGCUGCCGGAACAAGGUUUCAAAUCAUUAAUAGCACGGGAAACAGAAGAACGGUGUUGGCAGAAAACUUUUUUGUGGGUUAUCGUUUGGUGGAUUUGUCUAGUGAUGAGAUCUUACUAUCGAUCUAUUUGCCAUGGACGAGACCUUUAGAGUUCGUGAAAGAGUUUAAGCAGGCUCAUCGUAGAGAUGAUGAUAUAGCAUUAGUAAAUGCUGGGAUGCGCGUUCACCUUGAGGAAAAGGAUCAAGGUUGGCUCGUAAGAGAUGCUUCAAUUGUUUUUGGAGGGGUUGCUGCUGUAUCCUUUAUUGCAUCUAAUGUGAAAAAAUUUCUCAUAGGAAAGACUUGGAACAAUGAGCUUCUGAAAGGGGCUUUAGAUAUCUUGGAGAACGACAUUUCAUUGGAUAAAGAUGCACCAGGUGGGAUGGUGGAGUUCCGAAAAUCUUUGACUUUGAGUUUUUUCUUCAAAUUUUUCCUCUGGGUUUCUCGAGAAGUGUCUAUUAAGACUUCGUUGACAGAAAUAAUGCCAUCAUUCUGUCAGUCAGCAAUACAGAAAUCCCAUAGGCCAUCGAUUGUGGGCAGUCAGGACUAUGAGAUUGUUAAACAUGGGACUGCUGUUGGAUCUCCAGAGGUUCAUUUAUCUUCAGCUCUACAGGUCACAGGUGAGGUGGAGUAUGUUGAUGAUGUGAAAAUGCCGCCCUCCGGAUUACAUGCUGCAUUCAUUUUGAGUAGUAAGCCUCAUGCCCGCAUAAUCUCUAUUGACGACUCUGGUGCAAAGUCCUCACCUGGGUUUGCUGGCGUAUUCUACGCCAAAGAUGUCCCUGGGGAUAAUCGUAUUGGACCUAUCUUCCAUGAUGAGGAGCUUUUUGCUUCGGAAUUGGUAACUUGUGUAGGCCAGGCAAUCGGAAUAGUUGUUGCUGAUACUCAUGAAAAUGCAAAACUAGCAGCUAGAAGUGUGCACGUAGUAUACGAAGAGCUACCUGCUAUUUUAUCUAUAGAGGAUGCAAUAAAGCGUAAAAGUUUUCAUCCGGGUUCGGAGAGGCAACUCAAGAAAGGUGAUGCUGAUCUCUGCUUUCACUCGGGCCAGUGUGACAAGAUCAUCGAAGGAGACGUACAAGUAGGCGGUCAGGAACAUUUUUACUUGGAAUCACAGAGCACUUUAGUAUGGACAAUGGACGGUGGUAAUGAGGUCCAUUUGAUUUCAUCUACUCAAGCGCUUCAACAGCACCAGAAGUACGUCAGUCGUGUACUUAGUCUUCCUAUGUCAAAAGUAGUAUGCAAAACCAAGAGAAUUGGCGGUGGGUUUGGUGGCAAGGAGACACGAUCAGCAUUUGUCGCUGCUGCGGCUUCAGUUCCUUCCUAUCUCUUAAAUCGGCAUGUAAAACUCAUCUUAGAUCGAGAUGUAGACAUGAUGAUAACUGGAAAGCGUCACAGUUUUCUUGGAAAGUACAAGGUAGGAUUUACAAGUGAAGGGAAGGUGCUGGCGCUAGACCUUGAGCUUUAUAAUAAUGCUGGAAAUUCUUAUGAUCUCUCUCUUGCUGUCCUUGAACGUGCAAUGUUUCAAUCGGAGAAUGUGUAUGAGAUUCCAAAUGUAGAUAUAAAAGGAAAUGUAUGCUACACAAAUUUCCCGAGCAACACCGCCUUCCGUGGAUUUGGUGGUCCUCAAGCAAUGCUUAUCGCGGAAAAUUGGAUCCACAGAAUAGCCAUGGAACUCAAGAAGAGUCCUGAGGAGAUCAGAGAAAUAAAUUUUCAAAGUGAAGGAUCCAUAUUGCAUUACGGUCAAGUAAUUGAGCAUUUUACAUUACCGCAACUGUGGAAUCAACUCAAAUUAUCAUGCGACUUUCCAAGGGCGCGUGUGGAGGUUGACGAGUUUAACAUUCAGAAUCAAUGGAAAAAACGUGGAAUCGCUAUGGUUCCAACAAAAUUUGGCAUAUCUUUUCCAAUAAAGUUUGCGAACCAGGCAGGAUCUCUUGUCCAAGUUUAUACUGACGGCACAGUACUAGUUACCCAUGGAGGUGUUGAGAUGGGGCAAGGUUUACAUACGAAAGUUGCUCAGAUUGCUGCUUCUGCUUUUAAUAUUCCUCUGGGUUCUGUAUUCAUAUCAGAGACUAGUACAGAUAAGGUUCCAAAUUCAUCGCCUACUGCUGCAUCAGCGAGUUCUGAUUUGUACGGUGCUGCAGUUCUAGAUGCUUGUGAGCAAAUAAAAAAACGGAUGGAACCUAUUGCUUCGAAAAAGAUCUUUAAUUCAUUUGCUGAGCUGGCCACUGCAUGCUAUCUUGAGAGAAUCGACCUAUCUGCUCAUGGAUUCUAUGCUUCUCCUGAUGUUGGUUUUGAUUGGACAACCGGAAAGGGUAAUCCUUUCAGGUAUUUUACUUAUGGUGCUGCUUUUGCCGAGGUUGAAGUAGAUACGCUGACGGGUGAUUUUCAUACAAGAGUAGCUGAUAUCAUUCUUGAUCUUGGGUAUUCUCUAAAUCCAGCAAUUGAUGUCGGUCAGAUUGAAGGAGCAUUUAUACAAGGGUUCGGUUGGGUUGCUUUAGAGGAGCUGAAAUGGGGAGAUGCAGCUCAUAAGUGGAUACCUCCAGGCUUCUUGUAUACAUGUGGACCCGGGAAUUACAAAAUUCCAUCCUUGAACGAUAUUCCAUUAAAGUUCAAUGUUUCGCUUUUGAAGGGAGUACCAAAUGUUAAGGCCAUACAUUCCUCUAAAGGGGUUGGUGAACCUCCGUUCUUUCUUGCAUCUGCUGUCUUUUUCGCUAUCAAGGAUGCUAUUACAGCGGCUAGAGCACAAGCAGGUUACAACGGGUGGUUUCCUCUCGACAAUCCUGCUACACCUGAGAGAAUUCGCAUGGCCUGUACUGAUGAGUUUACUUCAAGAUUUGUCGAUUCAAAUUUUCGUCCUAAACUCAGUGUUUGAACGUGUUCUUAUGGCUUAGAGAAUUCGCAUGGCCUUGUUGUUUAGAAGAAAUCUCCGAUACAAGUUGUCAGUCGUCACUUGGCUUUCUCUACAUUCUGGAAAGUCGUCACUAGGUUUAGUAGAAAUUUGAAAGGAAAAAAACCUCACCCAUUUUUAAUUAUGGCUUAUAUGCAAGGUUUUGUGAAGGAAACCUGAACAUUUAGAUUGGUAAGAACUGGAAAUUGUUCCUCUGUUUCUUGUAAUCUUGAGCUUGUUUUACUUAUUUUCGUAUUCGGAUAUUCGCCCUUGCAGACUAUAGUUACUCUUACGUCUUUUUGAGUUUGCCCCGCUAUCAACCACAAAUAACUCGCAUAUAAUUUCGUUCAAUGCUGCAAGUGCAAGCUUACAUGAAU